AUGGCUCAAUCUCUUGCUACUCAGCCACCUGAAUUAUCGUUCUACGAGUUGAGCUUUCCGGCGGACCAUGUUCUUCAGGUGACCAUCAAUCGCGAAUCGCACAUGAACGCCAUUCCCAUGGCAGGCCACUGGGAGGGCGAAAGACUAUGGCAAUGGUUUGACGAUGAGCCCCAACUUCGCGUCGCCAUUGUUACCGGCAAGGGAAAGAAGGCGUUUUGCUGCGGUGCGGAUCUGAAGGAACAGGCACAAAAGAACCAUUCCCUCGAGAAGCCAGAUGCACCACCCUUUCCGACCGGCGGGUUUAUGGGUCUCACCAGGCGCGUGGGAAAGAAGCCCGUCAUUGCGGCCGUGAAUGGCUUUGCUCUAGGGGGAGGAUUCGAAAUAGCACUCAACUGUGAUAUGAUUGUUGCAUCGCCUUCUGCGACUUUUGGUCUUCCAGAGGCCAAGAGAGGUCUUUGGGCCGCAGCUGGUGGCAUACCUCGGGCUGUCAGAACAUUUGGAAUGCAGUUAGCCUCUGAGAUUAUUCUUGCUGGUCGAGUACUCUCGGCCGCAGAAGCAAAAGAUUUGGGCUUCUGUCGUGUAGCCGCCUCGCCAGAUGAUGUGGUUGCUGAGGCUGUGGGACUCGCAAAGGAGGUUGCUGCCAUGUCUCCCGACGCCAUUAUUGUGAGCCGCGCUGGAUUGAGGGAAGCUUGGGAGACAGCAAGCGUGGAACGAGCUGCUCAGCUUGUGCAAGACAGAUAUGCCAAAGGACUUCUAGAGGGUGAAAAUCUGCGGAUUGGACUCAUGGCGUUUGUUACAAAGUCGAAACCUGAAUUUGUGCCAUCAAAGCUGUAA
This is a messenger RNA of Pochonia chlamydosporia 170, 834 nucleotides long. RefSeq names its product carnitinyl-CoA dehydratase. NCBI's taxonomy places the organism in Eukaryota, Fungi, Ascomycota, Sordariomycetes, Hypocreales, Clavicipitaceae. Gene Ontology annotation, biological process: fatty acid beta-oxidation. Gene Ontology annotation, molecular function: enoyl-CoA hydratase activity. The coding region runs from base 1 to 834 and encodes 277 amino acids. The record is from RefSeq and is a predicted model, not a curated record. Gene Ontology annotation, cellular component: mitochondrion. The transcript has 2 exons.